Messenger RNA from Medicago truncatula (barrel medic), 2155 nucleotides. RefSeq names its product F-box/FBD/LRR-repeat protein At1g13570. The coding region runs from base 162 to 2054 and encodes 630 amino acids. The transcript has 5 exons. NCBI's taxonomy places the organism in Eukaryota, Viridiplantae, Streptophyta, Magnoliopsida, Fabales, Fabaceae. The record is from RefSeq and is a predicted model, not a curated record. Gene Ontology annotation, molecular function: protein binding.
GUGAAAAGCAAACACAAAAGGAGGCCCAGUUAGAAUAAACAAGAAAUUCUGGAGACUAUAAAUAAAUCUAUAUCUCCCCAUCAUCACAGUCACGGUAUUGUUUUCAUCCAAACCAAACCUAGCGAAGCUGUCGUUCAUCAUCACAAACAGAAACAGCGGCAAUGAAGAGGUGUAAAAAGCUUAAGAGUGAGUUGCCUUCAAUGAAGAGGUGUACGAAGCUUAAGAUGGCAAUGAAGAGGCGUAAAAAGCUUAAGAGUGAGUUGCCUGCAAUGAAGAGGUGUACGAAGCUCGAGAGUGAGUUGCCUGAUAGUGUUAUAUCUUAUAUCUUUUCCAAGUUAGCUUUGAAGGAUUUGGUGAAAACUAGUGCAUUGUCCAAACGAUGGGUUCACGAAUGGGGAUUAAGGACGGACCUCAACUUUGAUCUUCAUACCAUGUUUGACUCUAACACAAUCCAAGUACCAAACACAUUUCCACUAUAUCAAAGAUUACACUUUCAAUCUGAAUUUGCCACAAGAUUGGAUCAAUUUAUGCUCCAUUAUAAAGGUGCCAUCAUCCAUUCAAUCCGAGUAAAAUUUCCAUUAGUAAAUCCUCUACACGGAGAUGCCAUUAGUAAUGCCAUUAAUAGAUUGAUCUCCAAAGGAAUUGCUAAGGGUGUCAAACGAAUUGAACUUCUCUUGUCAUCUUAUUCUGUUACGUCAUACAUAUUACCCCUUACUCUCUUAUCUGGCAAUCAUUCUCUCACAUAUCUGCACCUGCAAGACUGCCUCGUUGCAGAACCUCUUGACUACUGCACUGGAUUCAAUAAUUUGACAACUCUUGUGUUGGAUCUAAUUUCUGUGACGCCGAAACUGGUUCAGAGUAUGUGCUCCAUUUGGACCCAUCUUGUAGACUUGACCCUUGAUGCUUGUCGAUACCCUUCUGACCUGAUAAUAAACCAUUCAACAUUGCUUCGUUUGAACAUUGUUAACUGUAAGGUUUACAUUCGAAGUUGUCUAACCAUCAUUGCAUCAAAUCUCUCAUCCUUCGAAUAUUCUUGUAAUGAUGAUUAUCAAGUACACCCAAUCAACAUUCAAGCUCAUAUGUUAUCCAAGUUUAGCUUUAGAGGUAUUGAAUUUUUUAAACCUGUUGGGUUUUCUGGAUUGAAAAACGUAACAACAAUUGUGUUGGAUGGAGAAAUUGAAAAUCUAUCCAUGGACAUCUUGCCUUAUUUGUUUUCCGAAUGUCUCCAACUUGAAGACGUCACCUUUAAGAACUUCCGGCACAUGAGUUCAAUAGAAAUUAUUACCGGUCCAAAGUUGCGUCAUUUGAAAAUAAUUGACUGUGGUUGGGCGGAUUACUCUCCUUCUGAGAUAGCUAUUGAUGCAUUCAAUCUCUCAUCCUUCGAAUAUAGUGCUCACAUCCCGAGGAUAAUUUCUAUUACGGCUCCCAAGUUAUUGAAGGUAUUCUGGAAUGCAUCUCCGGGAAGGAAAACACCACACCUCCUUGAUCCGAUUGCAAGAUUAUCACAUAUUGAGAAUUUAUCUAUGAUCAUACUCACUUCACAGAUAGAGGAAUUAACGAAGGUCUUGGUUCGAUUUCAAAAUCUUAGACAAUUGGAGUUACUUAUUGAGGGAGGAUAUGAUCCUAGUAGGGACUAUUUUUGGAUUUUAGAUAUUGCAAUGGCUUCUCAGCAUCUCCAAAAACUUUCUCUGACAAUUAGAAAUCUACAUCGGGAACAUUCACAUAUAGUUGAAUUUAAGAGACAAAAAAGAGAAUAUACGGGGUUUUCUCAUAACGAUUUGAAACAUGUGGAAUUUCAUGGUUGUGUUGGCUCCAUAAAUGUUAUUGAGUUAGCUAAUGACUUAUUGAGGAGUGCAACUUCACUUAAUAAAAUGAUUUUCAGUUCUCGUGACAAAGCCUAUAUUGGAGCUGGUAGAUGGACCAGAGACGCUAAUGAUCGUCGUAGAAGGACUAUUUUCUGUGGUGUUGGGGGUUGUCGUUGGUUUGGAGAGAAUGUUAUUCAUGAGAUGCUUAAAGAUGAAGUAAAUGAACAAUGCCAGCUUAUAAUUUUGUAGUGUUAUUUUAUCUAUUUAUUUUUGUUAAUAAAUUUAUUUAUGAAAACUUUGUAAAAUUUACUUUAUUUAUUUAUAAAAUUUACUUUAUUUAUGAACUACAA